This is a messenger RNA of Equus caballus (horse), 1645 nucleotides long. It is a transcript of the gene ZMYND12, whose product is annotated as zinc finger MYND-type containing 12. NCBI's taxonomy places the organism in Eukaryota, Metazoa, Chordata, Mammalia, Perissodactyla, Equidae. Gene Ontology annotation, molecular function: protein binding. The record is from RefSeq and is a predicted model, not a curated record.
CGUCCUGGAGACGGACGCCGCCGGCUGCAGCAUGAACGUGAUCUACCCGCUGGCGGUGCCCAAGGGGCGCCGGCUCUGCUGUGAGGUGUGCGACGCCCCGGCCGAACGGGUGUGCACGGCCUGCACGGUCACUUACUACUGAUGACCCAGGAUCUCUUCAUCUGCACUAGUCCUAGGGAGAAAGCAGUUCUUCCAGCCAGACAAGGCAGUUUUUUCAGCCAGAGAAGAUCUUGCCAACCAUGGUGUGGUUCAUCAAAGAGCUGACUGGGGCAGCAUCCACGAGAAGAUCUGCCAGCUCCUGAUUCCGCUGCGCACCUCCAUGCCCUUCUACAACUCGGAGGAAGAACGGAAGCACGGGCUGCAGCAGCUGCAGCAGCGGCAGAAGCAUUUGAUUGAGUUCUGCUACACCGUAGCCCAGAAAUAUCUCUUUGAAGGAAAACAUGAAGAUGCUGUCCCAGCAGCUUUGCAUUCUCUUCGCUUCCGCAUGAAUGUGCAUGGCCUGAGUUCAGUGGAGCUUGUGCCUGCUUACCUGCUGUUGGCCGAGGCGAGCCUUGGUCUGGGCCGGAUUGUCCAGGCUGAGGAAUAUCUAUGCCAAGCCCAGUGGACAGUCCUCAAGUCAACUGAAUGCUCUUAUGCCACCCACUCGUUACUGCAUCGGAACCUGGGACUUCUCUAUAUGGCUAAGGAAAACUAUGAGGAAGCCCGUUAUCAUCUGGCUAAUGAUAUUUAUUUUGCCAGUUGUGCAUUUGGAACAGAGGACAUCAGGACCUCAGGAGGCUAUUUUCACCUAGCUAAUAUCUUCUAUGGCCUUAAAAAGUUGGACCGGGCAGACACACUGUACACCAAGGUCUCUGAGAUCUGGAAUAAAUAUUUGAACAAUCACUAUCAAGUCCUCUCGCAGGCUCGCAUCCAACAAAUAGAUUUACUGGGCAAACGAUUUGAGACCGACACUGGCUUGGAUGAAGCCCAGGAAGCAGAAGCCAUUCGGAUCCUGACUUCAAUCUGGAACAUUCGAGAAUCUACCUCUGACACAGCCCCCCAAAAAACUAUCUUUGUUCUGAAAACCCUGGUCAUGCUUUACCACCUGAUGAUGAAUUCUUCAAAGGCACAAGAAUAUGCCAUGAGAGCCCUCGAUCUAGCCAGAGAGCAACAGCUCAGUGACCAGGAACAGAACUCCAUUCAAGACUUACUCAGUCUCAUCUCAGCUGAAGACGCCCAUCCCGUUACUUAGUGCCCUAUGAGCUGCACGUCAGGGGCUCUUCAUGGAGUUGUUGAACGUCUGCUACAGUCCGGCCUUGCACAACUGCUUCGAGGUGCCUGACUUGCUGAGGUUCCCACCCUCUCCCCCUGUGACUGCACAAAUACCUGUGUUUCUGUUCUUGCACAGCAUACGCGAGGGAAUGGAGAGCUUUAGGCACAGGGAUCAGUAAAACGGUUGGUUAUCAUGACCUCUGCACUUGGUUUAUUGUGACUUUGUAUGACUUUGAGUAACGUGCUGUCAGCUCGCUAAUAUGUAUUUGUAAUUAAACUGCAAAUAGUUUAUCAUAUUUCCCAGAAGUUUCCCAGGGAUGCAUGUUUCAUAGAUCUUUGCCAAAGAAGGGGGUAGGGAAUAAAGCUAUAAUUGGAGCAAAGUUUCUCUAUUAUA